This is a messenger RNA of Amaranthus tricolor (Joseph's coat), 1771 nucleotides long. RefSeq lists its product as uncharacterized. The transcript is spliced from 6 exons. Bases 516 to 1616 code for a protein of 366 amino acids. Lineage: Eukaryota; Viridiplantae; Streptophyta; Magnoliopsida; Caryophyllales; Amaranthaceae. The record is from RefSeq and is a predicted model, not a curated record.
AUGCACUAAUUCAAUCAAUGUCUUUAAUUAUACACAUCGAAAAAUUAUAAAAACUAAAAAUCAAUAAAAUUCGCAUUGAGACAAUUCUAACAAAAUUUCACGUGAAUAUUUUAACUUAUAAAUUAGUAAGAAAGUAGGAACAGUUUGGAAAAGUCAAGAAAGGGCCCAGGUAGAAGCACUGAAGCAGUAAUGGAGCACAUGGGUUUGUAAGUUGUAACAUAGAGAUUCGAUUUAAAAAAAAAAAGAAAAAAAGGAGCAAGUCUAAAAUAAAAGUGAUAACGGUCGAAAAGCCGUUAGCAGUAAAUGGGAGGCUUUGCAGUGGGAGAUUAAUUUUGGUAUACACUAUUUCGUUCUUUCUUUCUUUCUUUCUUCUUAACGUUACAACUAUUAACAAUUACUCUGUCUUCUUUGCUCUCAUCGUCUUCUUACUCUUAUUCUUUACUUUCUUCUUUAUAUUUGGCUGUUCUUACCUUCUUUAUAAUUCUAUAUUCUAUCUCUUUCUCCCUUAAAUCUUAAUGGAAGCAGCUAAGAUUGACUGGAAAAGCAUUGAGUCAGUCUUCGUGUUGGAUCAAGUUUACGAAAACAUCAAUGCUCCUCAAUGGGUUGAUUUUUUAGCUUCUUCUUCUCCUUCCCUUCUCCCUCGAGAAGAUGACGUUGCUUGGUUUUGCCGUUCUGAUUGUAAGCAUCCAAGGUGUGCUGAAGACUUCCUCAAAUCCAGCCCAACAUCCAAGCUGUUGAGAUCAGUCAGUGUUUCAAAGCUCAUCGGCCUCACCGAUUGGACUCGCAGGGAGGCAACCAAUUUGAAGAGGCGUGGAACAACCAAUCCAAAUGAAUCGGAAUCAGGGGAUAGUGAGAAUCAAAAUCCAAACUUGUCAACUCCUAAUCAAAAUCAGAUAAAGUACAAUAAAAACAAGGCUGCAAUCAAGUCGAGUGCCCAGAAAGAGGGUGUUGAGUAUAGUGACAUCAUGUUAGAGAGUACUCUGAAGCCCACUCUUUCCGCCAAAGAUUUGUUUGGUGGGACUGGUAAGGACCUUUUCGGUAAAAUUACAGACUUGUGUCACGAGUUGAAGAAGAUGGCUUCAACCAGCAAUAGUAGUAGCACUAGCAGGGCUCCUACUCCAACUCCAACUAAGGAUCCACAUUUCAAUAAUUCAUUUCAAGAGAAGAUGACGGAGAAAGAGAAGGAAAGGAAACCUUUGCUUGAGGUUAAACCACCUGCAUCUGCUGACAAAACCAAUGUCAAAUCAAAACAGCACAAUAAAUUGAGAGGUGAAGAUGGAGAGAAUAUCCCAAUUUCUCUGAAUUUGAGCAAUAUAAAGCAUAACGAUAAGAUGUCACCUAUGGCUAUACGGAUGAAUCCUCCAACACCCCAAGGUUUUUCCGCUACACGUGAACCUAUCAAGGCCACCCCUUCAAAGGCUCAGGCUCAAAAGUCUAGACUCUUGGGGAGAGAAGUAUUUCAAGAACUGGAGCAGAAGAACAAAACAUUGAGGGAAGAGCUAGGCCUGGGAGAGAAGAAUGAAAGUGGAAAUGCAUCAACUCUUGUUGCAGCAGCUAAAGAAGGAAGAGCGUUGGAUGUCUUUUGGUUUUUGAAGCCUUGCACACUUUCCAACUAGUCAUAAGGAAUCCAAUUGAUUCAUUCAAUUUGUCAUACAGUAGAAGUCAUACAUCUUUCUAUAGGUUUUGUAGUCAUUUCAUUUAUUCCAUUCUUUCAUUAUUCAAUUUGUCAAUUAUCACAUCUAAUAAUAAGUUGUUAUUUAUCUGUUCUUCA